GGUAAACCUCAGCAGGGCUAUCCCAUGCCCAUUGGACAUUUCUGGAAGGGACUGCCUCCCUCAAUCAACGCAGCCUACGAACGCUCUGAUGGAAAGUUUGUUUUCUUCAAAGGUGAUAAGUACUGGGUGUUCAAUGAGGCCAAAAUGGAGGAAGGUUAUCCAAAAACUUUCAAGGAGCUUGGCAUAGGCCUACCAAGAGACAAGCUGGAUGCCGCUGUUUUCUACACACCCACCGGCAACACCUACUUCUUUAGAGGAACCAA
Sinocyclocheilus rhinocerous is the source of this 263-nucleotide messenger RNA. Its product is annotated as matrix metalloproteinase-14-like. The record is from RefSeq and is a predicted model, not a curated record. NCBI's taxonomy places the organism in Eukaryota, Metazoa, Chordata, Actinopteri, Cypriniformes, Cyprinidae. The annotation marks the transcript as partial. The transcript is spliced from 2 exons.